Messenger RNA from Anopheles gambiae (African malaria mosquito), 8522 nucleotides. RefSeq names its product sodium-dependent transporter bedraggled (gene bdg). The transcript has 7 exons. The record is from RefSeq and is a predicted model, not a curated record. Lineage: Eukaryota; Metazoa; Arthropoda; Insecta; Diptera; Culicidae. Gene Ontology annotation, cellular component: membrane. Gene Ontology annotation, biological process: sodium ion transmembrane transport. Bases 3211 to 8205 code for a protein of 1664 amino acids.
UUUUUUUGAGUAAUAUGUGCGAUUAGAUAAGGGACGCUUGAGAGGGGGAAGGAAGCUGCGGAAAUUAUGCGACCCGCGAAUUGUCCAUCAAAUCGUACCGGUGUGUGUGUGUGGUGGCAGCAUGACGGGCAGAUUUGUCCGAAAAAAAAAAGAAAAUCAAACAAAACAAAAAUCACACGCGAGUUGGUGCGCGUCUCCUCUCGCGUGGGGUGGUGCGCAUGUGACGGCGUAAGCUUUGUUUACCUGCGGGCCGGCAAGGGGCUGUUUGAAUGGGGGGGUUUUGUUGUGGAAUCGGUAUUACCUUUUGAGGAAAUCAGCAAUAGCUUUAAGUAAGGGAUGAAACGGACGGAAGAUGGGGUUGUUUCUCGUACCCAUUCAAAAUAUUAACUGUCACUCACCAACACAACGAAUCGGGGGGGUGCCAAUGAUUCUGCCAUAUCGGCACGAUCAAUGUUUAAACUGGUUACGACUGGACACUUGUGAACUGUGGUGUUGUUGAUUGAUAAAAGUUAUCGUAGUGGGGAAGAUGUGGGGAUAUGACUUUUGUUUACCGGUCAGUAGUGCAGUGCUGAUAACGGCUAUCUUUUGUUAGUGGAACACUUUUAAUUUCGUUCCGGUAAAGGUAGGAUCGAUUGUCGUGAGCGUGACUUCAAGAGGUCGUAAACGGAAUAGCUUCCUCUUGUGAUUUUUAAAACGUAAUUCAAUGCUAAGAGUAUUAGUAAGAGGAAUGAUAUUGAGACGACUUGAUGAUCCUGAAACCAAUACCUUUUAUAGGACGGGAUCUGCCUCAAUUUCCGUCGAUAUAGGUCAACGAACCCUAUAAAAAGGAAAUGGACGCGCUUUUCAUUGGCCCGCAAUACCCAAAUGUGAACAAAAUGAUUCAUAUUAUUACUUCCAUCCUUUAAAGACCCUGCUGAAGAUGAUAUGUUAAAGUUGACCCGGCUAAAAGAAGAUAUGCUGACGUUAUAUUUCCACCUACUUACCAUACACGUUUUUUCCAAGGGUUUUUGAUAGUUUUGGCACACUUUCUUGACUCUUUCGCACGGAAAGUGAUACGCGCCGGUGUUUAAGCUAUCGCGUUAAUGAAUCUUAAUUCUACUGCACCCUUAUUGGAUGAGCCUAUCCGGAAUCUAAUAGCAAUCGUAUAUGUGCGGUUGUAAUUUAUAAUCCAAUUGGUAUCUGUCCAUAGAAUCAACUUCCCGUCAUAUAAGAUUCACCAAAACGUACCAGAACCCCUGAAAACCCCUGCAAUAUGUGUCACCAUGCAAGUUUGACAUCUCUGCCUUCCUAUAAACACCUUUCUAGCAUAUCGCAACAUAAUUUCAUACCAUUCUGGUGGGCGUUUUACCGUUUUCUGUUGACUCACAGCAUAUGUUUGUCUGCUCACUGAAUUGUUGAAGUUAUGCUCAAAUCGCUUCCUCUCGAAUGCUUUGCCAUUUGCGCGUCCUCUCCCAAGCAGGAAUCACACAGAGAGGCAAAAUGCGUACAGCCGCACGUGUGUGUGUGUGUAGUUGUUAGUCGAUCGAACCAGGAAACCAUAGCAAUGCGUGAAUCCACACACCAACACACACCCCACGCACGUAAAGCGAGGGUGAGCAUGAAAGAGACAGUGGGAGAGAAAGAGUAUUUCGCUCACGCACUCUAGCGAUCGCACGCGGGCACUCCAGUCAGUCGGCUGCACUUGCUCUGCUGCGCGCUUAGGGGUGAAAAGGGCGAAAAAAAGCGAGAGAGUGAGAGAGAAGGCACAGGCGCGCGUGUAUGUGUGCAGUGUAUGCUAAUGCUGCGGGGCGAGAGCGCGCGUGAGCAUGAUCUCGGCGGCUAUGUUGCAGUGUACUGCGCUGCGAGCAUGGCACACUGAGCAUGGAAUGGUAACGGGAAGGAAGGGGAACCCGCAAGAGACAACCCAGCAGACGGGCACCCGUACGGCUCUUGCACAGGCCCAAGUCUUCACAAUACCGUAAAGGCAGCCGUGCGCGCAACAAAGCAGCAGCACACAGCAGCGGUCGCGGUGCCACAGGGUCGCGUUUCUUGUGGACACAGUUGUUGUUCCAGCAGCAGCAACACAUUAGUACUUCGAUCCUCGGAAGCAGUAAACUGGGGAACAUCCAUCGCCCACUGCGUGGAAGUGAAGGAGCGGUUUCAUUCAUUUGCAAACCCGCAACGAACGCAACCGCAUGGUUUCUUGUUUGGCGUUUGGUGAAUUGGUGAAGCAGAAUUCAACGACCUUUUGACGUUACUUGAACGCUGCUCGCUUCCGUCCGGUGUGCAUCACAAAACGAUUGUGUGCGAGUGAGUGUGUGUGUGUGUGUGUGUUCGAAGCUGCAAUCCUUCCACUCCAGGUGUGUGCAGUAAAGUGCAUGGUUGCCAGUGUGUGCGCAAGCGCUUAUGUGUGUGUGUGUGUGUGCCUCGGGAAGAAGAUCUCAAGACCCAAAACGGGGGAGGCAGCAAAAAAAAGUAAGCCAAGUGUAAGCUAGAUUGUGUGUUUCAUGUGCAAACGUGUUUUGGGGCUGAUUUUCCUGUAGAAGAAUCGCUUCUCCCCCUCCACAAGUGUACCCCAAAGUAGGCUAUGAAGGGUGGAAUGGUGUCCAGUUCUAGCGCACUAGUCACGUCAGUCACGUACGAAAGCCUUUAAGCGGAUUGAGUCUGAAAUCUGUCCGUCUAGCGCGCGGAGAGUUGGAGUUCAUCCGUUAUCGGAGGCUCGGAUCUUCGCAACAAUCUCCGCAACAAGCGUGAGUGUUCGUGUUGGUGGCGUGGCGGCAUCAUUCUGUACAAAAACCGCUGCUUCCCUGUUAAGAACGUAGAUUGUGCCGACGUUGCCAGCACUCGGCUGUGUUUGUUUGAUAAAGCGAACGGUGAAGCGAUUGCGUUUGUCGAACGUCGCAUCUUCCAGAGCAUCGCUGGGAAUUAGUGCGCCUAUGGGGGAGUGAUCGUGGUGGAGUUGCACCCAAGCAUCGAUCAACGUAAACUGUCUCGAGGUGGAACUAAAAGCAAUCUCCUCGUCGUACGAUGCGCGCUAACGCACCGACAGCCAACUUGACGCAGCAGGAAGUGAUCGGUACGGAACGUGGCUACAAUAUAGCACCAGUGUGCGAAUCGGCCCGGUGCUAACGUGUCGAUCGGGUUAGGAACUACUUCAGAACUUUGCGAACAUCUACCGCCCACGGGGCAGAGCAAAACACACAAAAUCGCAUCCAUGUUACCGCCCAACCGAUGGAGGAAGCUGUAAAUCAUCUUACAAAUUCACAAUCAACAGCCAAAACGAUGGCGAACGAUGGUGGUGUCAUCCCGGAGUACUGUACGCUGCCGCGACCGGCGGCACGAACCCGGCCAGACCCAGCCGAGCAUCAGCACGUCGCAGGCUGGCGUGCAACUGGCGGUGACCACUUCUACACACUGCGGCCCGCGAAACCCGCCCCAGCGAUGGGUGGUGUGGGCGGUCGUAUAAAACCCACCGCCGCUGGCGGCAGCAGCAGCUUCCGGAAGGUACCGACCGCGGAAGAUCUGGCCGAAGAAUCGCCGAACCGGAGCCUGCUGCUGUACGAGCAGAACAUGAGCACGUUCGAGAACUUCUGCGAGCGGCGCAACAGUGAGCGGCAGCUACAGCAACAACCGCAUCAGGCGGAAGAGGAGGAGCAAGAGGAGGAGCAGGAUUCCGGUCAGCUGGCGCCGGAAAGUUUGGGUAACUUUUGCACGCUGCGGAAGGGACGGCGCACGCACAAUGGAGCCGACGUGCGACGGGAGAAGGGCCCGUUCGGUGGGGCGUACUGCACGCUGAAGAAGAAAAAGCUGCAGCUGAAUAGGAAAUUUGUGGAAAGCUUCCUGGAGGACCCGAACGCGAAGGUGGUGGACUAUCUGUCCGAGCUGGACGCGUACCUGGACGAGAUGGACGGUGGUGUGGACGAGGACGACGCAGAUGAUGAUGAUGAGGUGGCGACGGCUAUGAGUGAUGACAGUGACAGUGCUAGUGCGGGGAGUGAGGAUCGCCACGCCAGCGAGACGGUGCUGCAGCUGGCCAGUGAGUGUCAGAACGGAGGCAAGCGGGAAGCAGAGCAAGUGGGUGAAAGUUUACAGUAUUAUCAACCGAGCGAGGUGCGACGGCGGGCGGCCGGUGGUGAGGCUAGUGAGAGUGGUGUGUCGUUUGGUGAGCUGUACCAGGAGGAUCGCAUCAAGUUCGGUGACAUCAAGCAUUUCUGCACGCUGCCGAAACAGAAACGGACGCAGUUUUUGAACGCGUUCCGGCGCGGUGCGUCCCUGCGCAGGUCGGUCGUUGGUCCAAAGCCGACGAACGAUGGCGGUGAACGGAGAGCUCAACACAUUCCCGAAAGGAAGACGGUGACGGGUGAUGAGCGAACGGAAAGCAGGCACAAUACCGAUGAGCACGAAGCAGCAUCGACCGGCAAUUCGCUACCCCGGCACGGUCCAUCAUGGGACGAAAGCGCUGCACCUCAUCACCAUCGCAGCUGGCAUCGGAAUUCGAUGCGCAAGAAGCACCUGAUCGAACUGCCCGAACAGGACACCGUGGCCGCGGCCCCGUCCACCACAGCCAGCCAGGAAUCGCUGCUCGAGGCUAACGAACUCAGCUCGAUUAGCACGCUGCCGGUGGACGAAGUACCUGCCACACUUGACCCGAUUGGUGCGUCCCUAGUGGUUGCGCUACCUCCCUCGCCGGUGCCGUUUGUAGAGCGAACCGAACGGGAGCAGAUCGUAGCUUCGGCACCACCUGCCUCCCUGUCCUCCUCUCCCCAACCACCACAACUGCUCGAAACCGAUCUGGACGGGAUGCUGGUGCAGGAGCGGCCAAGACAAGCCGGUCGCCGGGCACAGUCACAGCCCCGCAUCGGUUCGAUUACGGUCGUGCGGGAUGCGGCCACGAACGAGCUCAUCAUACGCACCAACAGUGUGCCGGGACAGCCACCGACGGCACCACCGGCCGAGGAGCUGCUGACCCAAUUGCACCAUGAAAUUCAUCACCCGCAGCAGAAUCGUCAGCACCAUCACGGUCGAUACGUGGCCGAGUCGGAGGAGGGCAGCUCGAUGGGCAGCUCGCGCAAUCCGAGUCCGGUGUCGCUGCUAUCUACGACAACUACCUGUAGCUCGAUAGCAUCGGCCGCUGAUAACGCGAACGACAGGACUCGCCGAACGUUGGAACAACCGAUCGAUGGAUCAACUGAAGCUGGGUCUGUUCCAUUCUCACGCGGUGUUGAUGUGCGAGAUGAAAAUGCCUCUAUCGGCAGCAGUGCGCAGCCAAGCCGCUCCUCAUCCAACGGCCGAAGACAGCGCAACUCCUCGGAAGUGCAACGGCGCAGCGCCUCCACCACGACUCAGGCCGCCGAACCGGCCACUGCCUCAACCGCACCGACUGCCGGCGGCGGCAACAACAACGAAAACGACGAGUCCGACACGGAAGCAAGCCCACAGCGGAGCAGCAGCAGGCGCAGUGACGGCCGACCGAAGGCACGCUGGCCACACGCCAUCUCGCGCUCGUUAGCCACCACCUUCUGUACCCUCGGGCUGUUUAACAUCUCACGCUUUGCCGUGUUUAGCGUCCACUUCGGUGCCAAUUUUGUGGUGCAGUUUCUACUCUUCUCGCUCCUGUUCGGCAUCCCGAUGCUGUGGCUGCAAAUGGUGCUAGGUGCGCGCAUUCGGGGCGGCCCUGUUACGAUGUGGCGCAUCAGCCCGAUCUGCAAGGGCAUCGGGAUAGCGCUGCUGCUUGCCCAGACCCUCAUUGCGCUGUACUCGGCCAUUUCGCUUGCCUGGGUGCUGGUGUACUUUCGGGAUGCGUUCAUCAUGCGCAACGAGAAGUACCGCUGGCAGGAACCGUUCGAGGCGUACCACAGUGGACGGGACAAUCAAUCCUACCGGCUGCCGGAUACGGUGGCGGACUACUUCAACGGCGUCGUACUGCAGCGCUACUAUCUCGCCCAUCAGGCAGUGUCCAGCUCCCUGCCGACCGGAUACGGUGGGCGCAUUCUACCACCCGUCUCACAGUCGACUUCUCGUGCCAGCGGCAUCGGAGCGAUACGCUUUCAGCUCGCGUUCAAUCUGGCCAUCAUCUGGACGUUCGUGUUUGUGGCACUGUGCCGCGGCAUUCGCUCACUGGGGAAGAUCACCAUCGGCGUGUUUGUUGGCGCGUUUGCGGCACUUACCGCCGUUUGCGCCAAGUUCCUCACGUUCAUCGACUACGACAGCGUGCAGAACAUCUUCCCGGCAACGGAUUGGCAGGACUUCUUUCUGAACUCGCGCAGCUGGACCAGCGCGGCGCAGGAAACGUUCCUAACGUGGGGCCUGCUCGGGGUGUCGAUCUACGCACUGAACUGUCGCAGCAAUCGGAAGGGAAGCUGCAAUGUGCGGACCCGCCGGGAGCUGCGGCGUGAUGCGUUUCUGGUCGCGUUCAUUACGCUCACCGUGCUGAUACUAGCCGCCGUCCUUGGCAGUGCUUGUGUGCAGAUUCUCAACAGUCGCGGAUACUACUACUUGCCAGGUUCUUAUGAAAACCUAGGCACAAACGUGUUCCUGCGGCCGGCUAAUCAACCACUACCGCCACAACACGCGACCAUGCCCAAUCGGUGGCUGCUUCGAUACUCGACCGUGGUAGGCGAAAGCUUCAAGCGAUCGUACGCCGAUCCGAGUCGUGAGUCAGGCUACCAGGCACUGCGGCUUGUGACUGAGCUGCUGCCCGCUGCACUUGCCGCCGCCACACCGGAACACAUUGCCCCGAUCUGGGGCAUGAUCGGGUAUCUAGCGCUCGUACUGUUCGGGCUGGGACAGCUGUGCGUGAUGUGGAAGCCGAUCGCCGGUGCUAUCGGUGACGCACCGUCCUCCAUCCUGCUGAGCUGCGUCACGGGCCUACUGCUCGGGAUGCCCCUGGCAACGGAAGGUGGCAUCCAUAUUGUGCACUAUCUCGACACGAUCCUCGGUGCUGCCUGGUGGCUACUGCUGCUCUGGAUCGGACACAUUCUGGCACUGUUUCUCGUGCGCGGUCGUCCUUUCACAAGUGACAUUCUAGUCAACGAUCUGCAGAUGCUGCAAUCGUUUUCGGCCUUCGUGGCGUUCGCGUGGAACUUCCUCAUCCCGAUCGGGCUCAUCUUUCUGUGCAUCCUGCAGUACCGGCUGUCGAACAGUGCGGCCCUCUUCAACUGGUCCUCCGCAUCGACGGUGGCGGCCGCCGCAUCGACAUCGGCCACGGGCGCCAGCAACUACUGGCCGCUGUGGGCUCGCCAGGUCGGUGGGUUCGUGCAGGUCAGCUUUCUUCUUCUGGUGCCGGUCGUCAUGGUGAUCCAAAUCUAUCGCUACCUUUGCCGCGGUCCGCCCGACAUAUUGGACCGUGUGGAUUUACUGCUGCGACCAGCGAUAUAUGGCGACACCGGCAACUCGCUCCGUAUGAUGCAGACGCGCCGGGCGGCUGUAUCGUCGCCGCUGCAACGCACGCGCAACGGUGGCGCUGCUGGCGGCCGGGACAGCUCCGAACCGACCAUCACCAUCUCGAUGGAUUCCCGCUCGGUGCGGGAUGCGGAUGACGCUCCGCCGAAGUACACGCCGCCACCCUCCUACACCACAGCGACCGGGGCGCGCAUUGCCAAGCUGCUGCGCAACAGCAUACGCCGCAGUGUGCGCCGUCUGAUGGGCGAAACGAGCGGCAGUGCACCGUCCGUACGGCAACGUACCGCCCUACCGCAAACGGCCCCCGACAGUCUCGGGGCAAACCCGUCCACGGGCGAUGAACUGCCGCCGCCCGACUACUGUUCCGCUUUGCAGCAAUUCGGUGGUCCGUGCGCCAUGCCAAUGGCUGGACUCGAGCUAGCGAACCACCAUCCGUCGGCGGUGGCUCCGCGCAUCCUCUACAACUCGGCCACGCUGGGCAGUGGCCGCCGGUACCGUUCGCUCAAUGCAGCGGGCGAACCGACCGCAGCACUGCCAACAUCAUCACACCCGCCAAGCUUUACCGCGUCCGACGUGCGGCAGGUUCUACGCCCAGGCACGACCACCACCGUUGCACCAACGUCUGCGAACGGCGGCGCAGGCUUCACGCAAACACUGCGCAACACGCUGCUGCGCCGUGGUCACUCGAUGGAGAAUCUGGUGCUGGCGGCGGCCCCGCUUGGCGACUCGAGCAUCAUCACACUGCACGGGGAGGACGAUGACGACGAGCACCACGGAUACGGCGGUGGCAAUAACGGAUCGACGGGACGGGAUUCGGUGAUAUAGAAGCAGAAAGAACUCAUCGAGGGAGGAGGGGGCUCAAAAUAGUAAUCACAAACUAACGUGUAGGCACCUGUUUAAGAGGCGAGAUUAUAGAUUACUUAGCAUCUUGUAGAUGGUAGUUAUAGUGAGCUCAACGAUAACGAUUUCGGAACGAUAAUUUCCAUAUUCCGCACUGCUGCUGCUGCUAGCUGCAAUCAUUGAUUCUAGGAGUAUCGGCUUUGCUCUAGGGUACAACCACUUCGUUUGUACACGACACGACGCUGUGAGGAGUUUUUUCUCUUUAAUAAAAACAAAUCGUUUAUUUAUUGGUUCCAUUUAAA